UGCACCCACAACUGCAAUACCUACGACUGCUGCACCCACAACUGCAGCACCCACAACUGCAGCACCCACAACUGCUUCAUCUACAACUGCAGCUCCUACGACUGCUGCUGCUCCAACGUACGUCAUCACAGCAGCCAUGGAGGGAGAACCAUUUAUUGAUGCUUAUAAUGACAACACAAGCCCGGAAUACAAAGAAUUAGAAACACGACUUCUAUCAACGUGUUCUAAGAUAUACAAAGCCAAAUUUGGAAACAAAUUUUCCCACUGCAAGGUGAAAAAGCUCAGCGCUUUAUCAGUAAUAAGGGCGCCCGGAACGGAAGCAGAAAUGGGAGUUGUGUUCAACAGCACUACUCCUCUUGCAGAUCUCCCACAGAAUAAUGAAGUGGUUCAAACCUUAGUAGAAGCUGUGAAUAAUACCAACAGUACCUUCGACGUGAGCAUAAGUCCUGAUUCAGUCAAAGUUGAAUCAGGUCCAGUCUCAGCUAUAACUACAGCACCGACAACUGCUAAACCUAAAACGGCAGCACCUACAACUGCUAAACCUAAAACUGCAGCACCUACAACUGCUAAACCUAAAACUGCAGCACCUACAACUGCUAAACCUAAAACUGCUGCACCUACAACGGCUCGACCUGCGACUACAGCACCUACUACUAUAGCCCUUAUAACAAAAAGGGUGACUUUCAGAUCUGUUCAAGACACAUUUACCAAUGACUUGCUGAAUCCAUCUUCUGCUGCUUAUAAAGGUCGAGCUACAAUGAUAAAUACUCAGCUUACACCUGUUUUCCAAAAGGUAUUCCCUUCGUCCUUCAAAUCACUAGAUGUUGUUUCAUUCAGUAACGGAUCAAUCAUCAACGUCAUUGAUGUUUCAUUUGGAAGCACAUCUGCUCCUAAUAGCACUCAGAUUGCGAACGCUUUGAUCAACGCAGCUUCAACAGUCGUUGGAUUCGACAUUGAAGGCAGCUCCAUUAGCGUAAAUGGCAUAUCUUCCAGUGGAGUAAGACACAAGAUCAGUCUUGUCACCGCAUCCUGCCUCUGUCUGUUGUCAUGGAUACUAUCAAACCAGCAAUAGCUAAGGGCUGUUUUUAAAAUUUGAAUUGUAAUCACUAAAUGACUUCCAUCACUGGAAUGAAAAAUGAUUUAUUUAUGGUGAAAUACUCUGUUGGUUCAAAAGGAUUCAUGAUGUCUUCAGUCUUGUUCAGCUUCAGAUGAACUUGAAAUGAAAUUUUACUUUGAGUAACGCGUCCAUUCAAUCAUCAUUAGACCAAUAAGCCAGACAUGUAACAUUACCCCAGGAAUGUAAAAAAGAAUUGUCCUAAUAAUGUACAAAUGAAUCUUGCUUCAAUGAUCAAUUUGCUAUAAGAAUAUUGAAUUUUGUGACAGUAACUAAUGCUAUCUUGUUUAAGUUUAGAAAAAAUGUCAUAGAUUAAAAUGAAGAAACACAUCACUCAAUCGUCUAAUCCAUUUAAAUGUAUAAAUGAUGUAUAAUAAUGUAUAAAUACAGCCUAAUAUCACAAAUCAGCUUCAGGGGGCUUUACAAUCUGUACAGCCUAUAUGAAACCUUCUGUUCGUAGAACCCUACAGAAAAGAAAAAAAAACAAACUCAACAAAUAAACGAAGGACAAAUAGAAGAAACCUCAGGAAAAGGCUAUGGAGGGAUCCCUCUCCAAGAACAGAAAAAAACAACCCUAAACCAAUGCAGAGCUUUAUAAUCAUUGUACACAAAUACAUGUCUAAACAAUUCAAUGUCAAUCUUUUUAUUUAUGAAAUGUAUUUUUGUAAAAUGUCUUGUUUGUAUAUAUUCUGUCCGAAGAUUUACAGAAUACAAAAUCUCUAAAAGAAG
This is a messenger RNA of Trematomus bernacchii (emerald rockcod), 1843 nucleotides long. RefSeq names its product mucin-5AC-like. Lineage: Eukaryota; Metazoa; Chordata; Actinopteri; Perciformes; Nototheniidae. The transcript has 7 exons. The record is from RefSeq and is a predicted model, not a curated record. The coding region runs from base 137 to 1072 and encodes 311 amino acids.